This is a messenger RNA of Aedes aegypti (yellow fever mosquito), 15770 nucleotides long. RefSeq lists its product as uncharacterized. The record is from RefSeq and is a predicted model, not a curated record. The transcript has 23 exons. NCBI's taxonomy places the organism in Eukaryota, Metazoa, Arthropoda, Insecta, Diptera, Culicidae. The coding region runs from base 171 to 15476 and encodes 5101 amino acids. Gene Ontology annotation, biological process: synaptic vesicle endocytosis.
CGCUCGGAUCUGUCAAAGUCGGAAAAACAAGAUGGCGAUCGUGUUUGCAAAUCAAUCUGUGAUGUUUAGUUUUUCGUAGAAAAUUGUGCUUUUUAUUUAGAUUCAUGGAAUACAUUUACGUUCGUUAGUUAGUUAAGAAGGAUUGUGACCAACACAAACGCGUCAUCAAGAUGAGCUACGAAGUGUCGGAGGGGCCAGAUCUUAUCGAUCUGGACCUGGACUUGAGCAUGGGCCAGUUCAACACGACUCAGUCGAUCGAGGACAUGAAACUGGACAAGAACAUGGUGUGGUUGCUGCUGUCGUUACUCACCUCGAUCAUCUGGGUAGUGUACAUAACGUUCUACAAUUCCCGCCUGUUUGGUUACGUUAUCACCAAGUUGGCGAAUCGGCUGUUUGUGAGAGGUGCUUACUUUAAGAUUGGUUCUCUCAAUGUGAACCCAUUGGCCGGGAAAAUUAUGUUUCGGGAUUUCGUUUAUGUGACCUAUGAUUACACGGUUCGUGUCCAGGAUGGAUACUUCAUAUUCCGAUGGUGGCGGUCGUAUGUUCCGAAGGACGUUUCGGAAGAUCUAUCCCACUCGGAUACGAGACUGUCCAUCAUGCUCAACGGAUUCGAGCUGCAUGUGUACAAUCGUUCAGAUUUGUAUGCGAAGCUCGAGCGAACUUUUGGACUGAAGCCCUCUGUGUUGAUCCCGACGGAGAACAUGAGUGCCGAGGAGAUUGCCCGCUUUAAGGAGCAAGCUAUGAACUACGAGAAUCAACGACAAAGCAACGUACAGCAUACAAAGGUGAAGAAGCCGCGGCCAGAGGCUAUGACCGCUACCACUUGGCGGGAUUUGAUCCCGGUGAUCAAGAUUGACAUCUGUUCCGGAAGGUUCGUUUUCGGAAAUCGACUCACCCCGACAACGCUCUCAAUUUGUGUGGAAGAAGCUCACUGCGUCUACAGCACUAAACCCGCAGUGUCCAAGCUGGACCACUUUAUGCACUUUGUCAAGGCCAAAGUGGAGAAUUCAAAGGUACUGUUGGCCCCAAGUCCGAAGUACACCGGAUUAGUUGACGAACCACCUCGAUACAUGGGUGAGGGAUUUGUGGUCAUGAUGUCGAACAACAUGGAGUUGUAUUUCUACAUGGAUGAAGCAGGAAUUGUUCCUGAAGAGCCUGUAACCUUGACGCUUGCCAACGGGGAUGUAGUAGAAGCAUCUCCGCCCGUUUGGGGAAUUGACAUCAAGUGUGGCAAAGGCACCGAUUUUAGCUACGGACCAUGGGCAGAUCGCCAAAGAGACAACCUCUUCAAGUUCUUCUUCCCACCUGACUAUCAAGCUAUGCAGGUCACAAAACCCCCGAAACCGGGUGACCGCCGAGAAAUGCAAGCCUUCGACAUCAACUUGUGCACCCUCAAUGAAGCGACAAUCGACAUUCUGUUCUCGAAGAACAAAGAAACAAACGCCGUUCAUGUGAAUAUCGGAGCCGGAUCUUGCCUGGAAGUCACUCUUCCAUGGAUAACGCUACAGGAUGGCUUCACUACCAAGGUCACUGGACAACUGUUGCAUGUCGAGGCAACGACCAGUCUUCAGUAUCGAAGUCUAGCCGAAUGUGAGACGCUCCAGUUCAAUGUCAAAGUUCACUAUCCGGUGCGCUGGAACGAACAUCAGGAGUGGACAAUCAACCUGACCGGAACCAAAGCGACCGCCUACAUCGUGUACUCCCACAAGUACUUCUUCACCGAUCUGAUCGAUGAUUGGGCUUCAAAAGCCCGCCCGGACAUUCUCAGCUUCGUUCCAUACACAUGGAAGUUCGGCGUCAUCCUGCAGGAAUUCGAAAUCAUCACCCUAAGCAACGAAUUCAACUGGAUCGACUGUUCCAGCACCAACCAGGAGAACCACCAUCUCGCCUUCUGUGGCGACCUGUUCGAUCUCAGCUUCACUCUACCCUUCGAUGACUUCCUGCCCACGAAAAUUCCGAUCGUCUUCUGGAUACACGGCGAAGGUCUCGAUCUGAGCAUGUACCUCCCAGAGCAGUCCAGCACCAAACCCAUUCUCGUUGCCCUGGACAAACACGCCCGCAUUCUGACGCGAGACGGCAGCAUCAAGAACCGAACCGAUUUACUAGGGAAAAAAUGGCGCAAAGUCUGCCAGCGGUCGGCCGGUUGGAUCGAUUGCUGGAGUGUCCCCAUCGUUGCUCUCUCCAUUAAGUACAUUUACCAUCCGAUGCCUCCGUUGGGGCCGGACCCGCAGGCGGACAUUACCACACCGGAGAAGGAGGAAAUUUUGCUCAGUCCCAUGAGGAUACCAAAGAUGCGCAAGUCGCCGGCCAUCACAUGGAAUGACGCCGGCCAGCCGCGGUUCGAUCCCACUAGUUUGCCGCCGGAUCAGGUUUCGGUGGAUGUCGAGAUUGGAUCCUCCGUGAUGCUCGCAUAUGGUGCUAUUUUGCGGAACUUCAUCCAUCUGAAGGAGAACAUCUUCGGCGAGGAUCAAUCGUUCACGGACAUGGAAAACUCAAACUCCAAAUCCAGUGCAACGGGUCGAAGUGGUGGAACAACAACAAAAUCGACCAGCUCCAAAGACGACCCGAACAAAUCGGUUUCGGAAACAAGUUGUAACGCUGACGAAAAGCCCAAACGUUUCGAUCCUAGAUUGUACCGACCGUUGGAAGUGAUUGUGAAUGUCACGAUACACGAUCUGCAGGCGCACGUGAUCAAAAAUUGCAACGAGAAUGAUCCGCCUUGUCCAGUGGUUCUGAUAGAGAGGCUUGGAUUUGAGAUGAAAAAGCGUUUCCAUGAAACGGAACUUCAAGUGCUGGUUAGCCCGUCGUUCCUCAUUUCGUCGGACAAUUCGAUUCGGCCUUCGAAGGACAAGCAUCUGAAACAGGGACACUUGCUGCUAUCCGCUGUCCAGGUGCGAGGUCAUGCCAUGUUCAGCAACGAAGGUCGUCAACUUGAGGAAGAGACACUGGAAUAUGCCUGGCUAUUGGAGGUCCAACUUGGGAAGCUGUCGGGCAAGAUGACCCUACCUCAGCUGUGCAAUGUCGUAACGGGUUUGGAAACGUUGGCAUUCCUCACGAUGGAUUCGGAAAACGAACUCAAAUCACCGAAAACCGUUCGCUAUUGCCAUCACGGCAUCGCCACCAACUUGUGUCCUCAUAGCAAAGAGGAUGCCAAGUAUCGCUGCCCAUCGACUGAAGACAUCAAGUACCGUAUGACUAGAGUGGCAAUCGAUGCGGUCGAUUUCUACCUCAUCGAAAACGGCACAGCAAUGCACACGUGGAUCUCCCCCAUUCGGAUUGCUACCUGCAAUCUCCAUGGUCAGCAGGUGAAAUCCGGUGUUACGGGACUGAUUCCAACCAUUCUGCUGCGGCAGUUUGUCUCUACAGGAGGUCACUUCAGUCACAGUAACGGAAACUCCCACAGUAACACCAACACAACCGGCAGCAAUCGGUCGGCCAAGAUUCGGCAUCAAAACUCUCUAAAGCAUGAAUCGGAUCAAAAGGACGACACGAAUCCCCUUUACAAAAGGGGCGACGAUGCCGGUACCAAACCAAAGAAAGUGUCCGAACAACACCAGCAGCAAAUACCCUCUUACCAUGGCCAUCGUCGAGAUUCCAAAGAGGACCAGUACGGAUCGCUGCCGAAUCGACGAAGCCACGAGUCGGAUCACUUCCGGCGGGAAAAGGAGGAAAUCUAUGCUUCGAUACAUUCAACCAAUCGGAACAGCAACAGGGACAUUGACUCGACGGAACCGUGGCUCGAGGUAGGCUGCUUGUCUUUGGGUCCCGUCAUCAUUGAAGCGGCUUCGGCUUUGCCCAUACCGGAGCACUGUCUCCAUCUGGUGCAGCACAAUUACUUGAAACUACACGACGAGCGCAACAAGAAACUGUGGUUCCUAUGGGCCAAUACCAGCGACCCGAUACGUUGUGGCUGCGUUGGAGGGUGUGCUUUCUUUGGAUCCAAUCGCAAUGGAGCGCGAUUCUUCAAACCAUCUGCUCAAGAUCUGCAAGACUUCAUCAACAUUGCCCGGUAUCACAUUCACCCGAAUCCUCGCGAGUACGGUUUCGGUCAAAGCUUGCUCCACGAAGACCAGCUGGUGUUCCAUACGCCGCCCUACAGCAUGCAACCAGUGUCGCUUCAGGAGUGCUACGACUAUGUUGGGAAGCCCAAUCUUCGAAGCACUCGACACUGCCCGACGGAUUCCAAAUCUCCGCUACCGCCGAAACAUGAAGCUUUCAUGACGCAGAAACAGUGUGACGUGUCACCUAACAGUACGAUGAUUCGAAGUGGUGGGGAUAAGUCGGGGAAAUCAUCGCUGGAACGGGUUAAGGAGAAGGACUGUGGCGGGUCACCUCUCAGUGCCGAUCGGAGCCGCGGGAGGCGUUUCUCCUACACUAGUGCAAGACAAAACACCAUAUCCCAUGACGUCCCAUACUACCGCUUACUCGAGUCUAGUCCGAAAGCGAACAAUCCCAAAAUAUGCACCUCCAUGCGGCAAGAUUCGGAAUCUCGCCUGCUCACCCCCAAAGCCAUCAAAGUGCAGGCACCGAAAACGAGUGCUUCCGAUUCGCGUCUCACAAUGGAGUACUUCCAGGGCGAGGACACAGUAAGCGUUUCGGAAGAACCCACAGAACUGUCCCACUCGGCACCUCAGCCACAUCCCCUGGAGUCGGACUCAGAGCACUCGCUGAGUCCCAAGGUGCCGCCAGAGGAAGUCAUCAUACGUGACGUGCAGCGGACAGUGUCGCUAACAUCGGAGAAUCCCUCGGAGGCGUUCUUUUCUGCGGAUGAAGAUCUGCACGCCUCGCGCAGUUCCAGCUUGAAGGCUACCGACCUUUCAACGGUUAUUCCGAAGAAACGGUUUGCCUCCGAUCUCAGCAUUGUAGGCCCGAACGAAAUGGAAGGAAAGCUUUCAACACAUCGGAGUGACUAUGAAAUCCAUACCCCGGAGCAUCGCAGUCUUCCAAUGAGGCCUCAGUCAACUGCAGAACUGAAUGACGAGGAACGUCGGAUUCACGGGCUCGCUACGCCUCUUCGCAAGUUCAGUAAUAUCUCCCCAAGGCCCGAGUUCCGACAUUUCAAGCCGGUUUAUGACGUGGAUCCUCACGAUUCAUCCGAAUCGCAUUCGCUCUCUUCGAGUUCGUUCAUCUCGGCCCUAUCCUCGCAAGAGGACAUCACCCUGGUGAACCUGCACAUGCAAAUCAAUCGUCCGAUUGUCGACUCUCCGCUACUGAUGGCUAGCUACGUAACCCACCUAGCACAAGUUCGAUGCUCCAAUUGGGCUCACUGUUCGCUUCCAAUAGGAGCGGAUGCCUUCUCGAUGCCUCUCUUCCAGCAGAACGAAGACGGCGGAUUGGUCUACAUCGGUGGUAGACUGGUUCCGCACUUCGAUAACUAUUCCCAUUGGCGAGAGGUGAAAGUCAUUUCACGGUACGACGGCUGCAGCCAACAACAAUCGUCCACAGCAUCGGGAAUGUCGACACUGCCCAAACCACAUCCGUGGGAUCCCAGCGUAAUGGUACGGGGUAGCUUCGAGAAGCAGGACCACAAAGAACACGAAAGCGAGUUUUUGAGCUCGCAGGGGGAAACGGCCACCCGAAAUUCGGUGGUAAUUCGGUUCAAAGGUCAGGUGGACGUGAUGCUGACACCGCUACUGCUGGAAGGUCUUCAAAGAAUGAUCGAAUCAGUGAUUCCAACGUUGUCCACCCUGCAUCCGCUGACGAUAAUAAACGAUGUCCACGCUUCGUGCGUACGCAAAGUGGAAGCUGUCAAUAUACUGAAACGUGAUCAAUCCUUGAGCUACUGGUCACAGGUUCACUCGAACUCGAAACGUUCCACAGCUGAACGCAACCUCCAAGGACCGGGUGGUCCCGUUUUGACGGAUGUUUACGAGGAAAGUAUUUCGACUCAGCUGCAGGGUUUGGUUGUACUGCCAAAGGUCAAUGUGACCCUAAUUCAAAGCUCUGUGAUUGAAGAGGUCAUAUCAUUUGCUGCCUUGGAUAAUGUUCAAGAACUGAGCUGUGCCUCGUUACUGGCCGUCUGCUUUGAAGGGGUAUCAACUAGAUUUCAUUUGGGGAAAACCACGAAAGCUUCAAUGCAUACGGUUUAUACUCAACCUACCGUGCGGACAGGUGGCCUCAAAAAGAGUGGACUGAUACGAGGAACCAGGGCCUUGUUGGCACAUCUUUCGUCGCAAUCACGACCGGAUAACAUUCCAGGGGAACCUGUCCUGUUGGAAACUUCAGAGAAACAAUUGGAGGAGCUCAUCAUUACGCUUGAUGUUGGCAAAGCACAUGCUCAAUUGAGAAGACUGAAGAAUGACCCGGUGGUCAUGCAAGACUCACAGAUCGUUAUCACAGCGAUUCCUGCGCACAGAAGCCGAGCAAUGUUUGAUUGCACCAAAAUCCCCGAGGAACCUACUAUAGACGGACACUCUGGCAUGGGGUACAUCAUGUUCGAGUGUGGACUGGAAGGUGUUAGUGUUAAGAUUGUCAAACGAUCACAGUUCGAAAAGUCAGAAAAUGCGGAAGAAGCUCUCAAACCAACGCCGGAGCCUAAUCAAGCGGAAGCUAACGAAAGUAGCAUAACUGGUAACAAUCCGCUUAACCUUGUAACGCUGUUGAACGAGGCAGGAGUGUCAGCCGAAGCGUUGGCCAAAAUCGGCAUUAAGAAACCUUCGACUCCAAAAACGGGUACUCCUAAAGACAAAAAUUCGUCAAUGCACGAAACCCGCUCUCAAAAGGACAAACCCAGCGAAACCAGAUCGCCACGACUUGAUGAAACAGACCCAGGCAAAGAUCAUCUGGGAUCCAAUAGCAUGGCUGGAGAGCGAGCACUUGUCACAGCAAAGAACGACAAUGGAAAGACGUCCUCGUGUGUCAUAGAUUUCAAAACGGUUUGGUUCAAUUUUGCUGCUCCUCCCAGAACUCCGAUCACCCGUAAGAUUGAUUAUUCUCGGUUGGAUUGGAAUCUGCUGAGCACGGCAUCGCCUGCCAUUACCGCUUGGAUGAAUCCGAGCAACAGGUUCGCCAUCAAAAUCGUGGCGAUGAUGCGGGCAAUGUACGUCCGAAGGACCGCUGUCCUAGUGGCGCUGAUGGCCGACGCUUGGGAACGGCAAACCGUGCAUCGUCCGCUGAAAAGUCGAUACCCGGGAAUGUUCACGCCUCUGGCGAAGACGCUCCAGGAGGAUCCCAGCUGCCUGCUGUGCACGAUGCUACAGAAGUACGUGCUGGAGGAGACGGUGGCCAAAAUCGAAAACGAUCUCAAGCAGCAGUACGUGCCACAGUUGGGUACCCUGAGACAGGCCGUAAUUGUUCUAAGCCGUCAAUGGAAGAACGUCCUCUACAACCCGAUGCUCUUUGAGCAUCAAUACAAAGGCAAACUGAACAAUCCCAUCAGUGUUACUUUUGCGUUACCACAAGACGAGGAUGCGGAAGAUACGGAUGACAUCGACGCCGAAAACUAUCCGGUGGGUAUCAUUGAAAGUCAUCCAUUGAUGGAUGAAGAGAACGAGCGCACAAUGCUGCUGGGUCAGAGUGCCCAAACACAUCCCAAUUCGAUGGCAGCAGGAGGUUCCCAGCUGCAUCAUGUUAUCAAAAUACCAGAGGAACCGGUACAGAUCCACGUAACUAAGCUAGGAGAUUCCCUUAACACCUCUCCCAGUACUAACAACUCGAACAAACAGCGGAAAAAGUCAUCGGUAAAGAGUUUUAUCCCUCCGGCAGCACCGUCGUCGCGCUCUAGCAUGCAAAUGUUUCCGAUCAUUUUCGAUAAGCAUGAUCCCCAGAUUGAGUAUGGUGCCCUGAAGGAGGGCUCGCUGCCCUCGGUGUGUAGCUCGUCAGAUUCGAUGGACAAACCGUGGACUCCGCCGCCCAACCAGAAGGAAGAUCUGUACUCCUGGAUGGCCAAGCAGCAGAAUGGAAACUCGAAGAACAACCACGAUAAAGCGAAACAGGAGACUGCACAUCGACCGUCCAAGAGCCGGCCGGAGGUUCACUCCAUUAAGUUCAUGAACGAAAACAACCGCAUCCUUGACGCGCAUCUCAUUUUCGAACCCAUGCUCACCUGCCUGGGAGUGAUGCCGCAGCAAAUGAUUAACAACGUGUCCAAUACGGAUGUGUCGUCGUUGGACAGCCUGGGGACGAAUUUGUCGUUGGUUUGCUCCUUCGACACAAUGCGUAUUGAUAUCGUAGUUAGCGAAGCAGGUGACUCAAAGAAACCAAAACCGAAAGUGACGAAGAAAGGAAACGGCAAAUUCACACUGAUAAUGCCGGCCGAACAACCGGCUUUCUUAUGUGAACACGUCGGCGUGGAGCUAGAGCUAUUGAAAAUGACCGACGGGUUUUCCGAUGAUGCUAAACAGCACAUGCUGUACGUAUCGAGAGGUCAACUGAAGAAGCACACAAGCACGGUGAUCAAUUUCAGCUUGAAUGUACGCUAUCUAUCGCAGCAAGUGAACAUGCCGCUGCUACGACUGCUGCAUCAAAUCACCAACAUGUACCAGAAUGUGAAGGAUGCCCAGAACGAGAUGCGCGAUCACCCGGAGCACGGAAAGAGAAGUGCACCACUGAAGGACGAAUCCAGUUUGGCAUCGGAAAUGAACGAUCCUACGUUGAUGGGCUCCCUGAACGAACCGUUGAUGUCACACAUCGAUAAUAGCAUUUUCGAUUGCGCAGAUGAACGCUACGACAAGUUCAACGAAGACAUUCCGUUCCGGCACGAGUUGCGUCAUUCAGUGAGUCGUUCGAAAAUGCCAAGCCUCGGUCCGCUGAUUCCGUUGACUCCGUCGCCCAGCUCUCGCAAUCGUCCGCAUAGCUUCGCCCAGAAACUCCGUAGCACCGGUAAAUCCGUCAAGGGCAAGUUGGGCUACACGAAUCUGAACGAAACCAUACAGACGCCGAUCAAAGCUAGCCCAACGGCGCUGACGUUUGCCGAUGCUCUAUCGCGGAACUCGUUGGAGGCGAAAAAUUCACUGACCGGCGGCUUGUCCAGCACUUAUGGGGGGCCCAAUGUUAAUGAAGCUUUUGUAGAUAUUACCGCUCCGUUCGAUCGUUCGACCUUCACUGGACCGAUCCACAGCAUGCUCGAUACUCCAAAGUGCUGGAAAACGAUAUACCACUUGUUGGAUUUGUACUCUGCGAUGCCGGAAACGAAAACCAUUUCUCAUCGUGUAUCGUUAUCGCCGGAUGCUGCCGGUCAGUUCAAGGCUCGUAAGUAUAACAUUCUGCCGGAAAGCAAAUCCACAGCCCAUCGGGAUGAGGAUGAGGUUGGAUCGGGGACACCCUUACCAAGGGAUGUCGGGAUGGUAGCGCAGGAGCGUACCAGGUUGGUGGUGUUUGGAGUGGCCAAAAUUCAUCGCACCCGACUGCUUGCUACCUUGAGUGGACUUAAAUUGGAAGCGGAAAUAACUGCUCUCCAUUGUAGCACCACUUGGCGUAAGAAAUCCCGCCCAGCAUCGUUGGAGUGUUCCUUGACGGGACAGGUUGGACGUGCCAUGAUUGUGCUACUGGAAGGAGUUCCUCCUAAUCAACAGACCGUCGUCAAAGUUACAAUCGGCAAAAGUCAGACCCUUUAUUCGAGCAUAACUCGCAAAGGAAAGGACAAAAACAAUGGGCUUCUGUCGAUUGGCAUCGUCAACAUAGAUAUCCCCCAGCAUCCGGUUGCACUGCAUGGCAUGAUGACCCGAGGCUCCAAGCAGAUUUCCUCAACACUGCAAGAGUUGCGCGUUACCCGAACAUCCGGUCGGUUGGCACGUCAAAACGAAGAACCAGAAUCUCCGAUGAACCAUCAACGGGAAUCCCGCGAUAAGGUUCCACCAGCUCGGAAGCAAAGCACGGCCACUUCGAAGGUUAAUGCUGCCAACCCAAGUGGUCUGUUGCAACCUUUGGUGAUGCAGUUCAAUGUGAUUCUUCAGAGCUUAUCGGUGACAGCAGCUCUUCUACCGUCGCUGCAAGCGCAGUAUAAGAUGGAUCAUGUGACUUCAACUGGUGUAACAGGUAGCAAAGCGAAGUUCACCGUGGAUCUGCCCAACCAUACGCUUAGUUUCACUACCAAAGUACAGGCAACGGAGGCUAAUUUGCCAUCGGAGGCGUGCAUCGCUCUGCCACCGGUACACGUUAGCGCUGAAUAUGUGCCGGAAAGCUCAUCCGAGGAAGCCCCAAUCGAUGGAGUUGUUCUACGUCAGGGAGGCUAUCUAUCUGCGUCUGCCGAAAUUGGGGUAUUCGAACGAUGUCUGUCGACGGAUUUACUCAACCAUUUGGUGUUUGUGCAGAAAGUGUUCAUGAAAGAGGUUAAUGAAGUAGUGCAAAAGGUAUACGGCGGAGAAAAGCCAGUGCCCAUUUGGUUGGAAGAUGGAGAAGACAAUGGAACGCAGCACAUCAAGAGAUUGCUGUUUUCGUUGAACAUACGUGUUAAAAGAAUACAGCUAACGGCUACCACUCCGUGCAAUUCUGCGGUUCGGUUUGAAACUGGCCAGCUAGAUUUACAUUUAUCAAAUCGUGUAAAAAAUCUAGCAGAAGGGGCAAAUACCAAGCUGUUUGGUAAAGCGCAAAUUGAUCUCAACCUAUCUUUAGGUCAAAUAAUUAAAAACGUUAUAUUCGACGAAGCAGAACCGGAGUUUCAGCAGUAUGCAUUCUUCAACACUACAAUCGGUCUUCGCAAUGCUUUCCAAGACGAAAUGUUGAACGAUGAUAAGGAACUGGUUUUGAUCACUCUGAAACGUCCUUUGAUAUACGUACAACCGAUCGCUGUGGACAAAGCCAUACUGGUGUGGUUGAACUACAAAAAUGCCUACGAAUAUUGGACGGAGAAGCGAGCUAAUCUCAAUAAGGAGGUUUUAAUGGCCACGCAGCAAGUGUUUGAAAAAGUACCCUUUGAGAAGCUAAGCCAGCAUUUGGCCACAGCAAAUUUAUCCACGCUUUUCCUUCAACUGACGGUCGAAGACAUGGGAAUCUGUUUGCCGCUAAAUCAACCGCCUCAGCACUGGGGCAACCGUUCACAGAAUGACUUUGAGCAGAAGAGAGCAGUAGUUAUAACGCUUGAGAAUACAAUUAUUUCGGCAUGCAGUUGUGGUUCGCUUGUAUCCAAAGGACGAUUCGUUGGGUUGUGUUUGAGGUUUGCCGAAGAUUUCGAUUCCUCACUGGAUGACUGGAAACCGAACAUGAACGAUUCGAACAUCAUGAAUCUGUGUGUAGUUUCGGAUGGAACUUAUGAAGUAUGCUCCCGCACGAUUGCAGCUAAGCACCCAGACAAUGCCAAGUGGUUCCUGAAUGUGAAAUGGCAGAUGGAAGGAGUGGACAUUCAUCUGGACAUCAAUAUAGGGAAACAGCUUUCCGCACUUGGCCACACCCUAACCAUGUUAACCGGUUCCGAAGACGAAGAUCCAAUCUCGUCCGAUUCGCCGGAUAGCGACGAUGCCGACCAGUCGGAAGAAAAUCGGGCCUCCCAAGAGUACCCUGGGGGAAAGGGGCGCAAAUCGAUUGAUUCACUGCCGCCGUUUUUGUUCGACACCACUUUGGAUCCGAAGAAGCGAUCGCAGAUGAUGGAGAAUGAAAUUGCCGAACAAACAAAAACGGUCAAUGAUCUGCGUUCGCUAGGUGCUUCGUCCAAGACAAUCGAGAACGAGGAAAGACGCCUGCAGGGAUUGCAAGCGAUAUGCUACAAGUACUUCCGAAGGGAUAUGCUGCAGAAAUGGAAGCGCCCGUCCAUCAGGAAAACUAUGUUGAAAUCCACGAACCGAUCACGGUCUUUUAUCGCUCCAUCCCCCACCAGGGAGGAUCUCAUCGAACAAGGCGAAUGUUCCACAGGUAUAGAAAUCGCCGCAAAUGACGGUCUCCUGAAUAGCCUUCAGGAAUCACCUAAUGCGGGUCCAUCGCGAACCGCCUCAUUGAAAGUCAAGAUCCCGCAAACCAAUCGGGUAACGUUCACCGAAGCCAUGCGCCAGUCGUCCCUACCGAGUGCGGAUUCCGAAACGGGUUAUUCCGAUUCCGGGUUUGAUUGGCCGCGCUGCGAUGGCUCAUCGUUAACCACCUUGGAUACUCCAGAUCUGCUUGAAAUCGACGGUGAACAGGUUGAACUGCGCAAAAAGAGCCCGAACCAUCCGCAGAAGCAACAGGAGCCGAACAUUGACUUCGAGCUUGACAUCAAGGUGCUGGUGAAGUCCGGAAAGUGUGUUCUGCACACUAAGGAUGUGACGGAUGAGAAAAUGUCGACAAGUGUCAGUACCACCAUAAAGCACCACAAGCGCGAAAGAAGCAUUGGCACCGACUGGGGCAGUCCGGUGCCCCCGAGGAGAAGUAAGGAGAAGGCCAGAUUGAAGUAUUCGCCGCACACGGCUUUAGUGGAUUUGACUAUAUUUCACAUUCCUGGUCUGGAUGUCAAAUUGCAGUACCAAUCGCGUAUCAUUGAUGACGAUUCUUCUCCAAGGCUGAGCACCGGAGAUCCUUUCGGAGCAACUCGUCGGCACGGUUUGAAACGGGCCACUCUUUUCGCUUGGAUGACAUUGCAGAGCAUUCCGGAGGAGACAAUUAUCUCUCCGCACAUUCUAGAGUUCCUUGAGCAAACGCUGGAACCGAUUCCAUCGAAGGGGUUAUCCGUUCCGUCUAAUCCAGUUAAUUUACAAAUGCUCGAGAAUAACUAUGCUGUGUAUGCCAGCUUCCCCGUCGAUGUGGUGGUUUACUUUCACAUGCAGCCUUCGACGUUCCGCUUCUCGUGUCUACCGGUCUCUCGGGUGGAAUGUAUGCUCCAACUGCCCAGCCUGGAUAUCAUCUUUAGCUCGAAUCGGCAGGACGACGUGCCUUCGAAUAUCGGUUUAAGUGAGAGCGAUGCAAAAACCGCGGUAGGCUUAAGCGUGACCGGCUGUCUGGCUGAUUUCAACGUCUACAUUUUCCACCCCUAUGGAGGCAAGAAAACGAACCUCAAGGAAUCAAACCAAUUCAGCCCACUGGCGGACAGUGAACGGAAGGACUCGCUCAGCAUUAAUGUUGAAUUCGUCAAGUUCCACAUCACACGGUCCAAGAAGAUCAACUACGAGACCGGACUCAGCAGGAAAAUGUCCGACCAAUCCAAGGCCGUGAUUCGCUUCUCCACCAUUGUGGACAUUGGUUCGGCUUCGUUCAAAUACGAUAUGCGAAGGCUGACGGAGAUUUUGGCAUUCCCCAAGGCGUGGUAUCGUCGGAGUAUUGUGAGGAGAAUGUUCCUCGGCGAUUUGAGCAUACCGCAGGUCAGUAUGUGUGAUUUGGAGAGCGUCUCGGAAGGCAGUAGCAUGAGAGCUGGAACUGAUACGGAGCUGCCAACGGAUCAUCAGGAGACUUUGAGUCGGGACAAGCUGAAGCUAAGCUUGGAAGAUGAUCUGCCCAAACAUAGUUUGGGAAGUACUAGCUCAACGUGCACUACCGCGAAAUUGAAAGACCGCAAGUCGUCCAGUAUGGAUUCAAAUACUUCACCAUCAGAUGUCAACCAGGUUACGUCAUGGGAAACUUUGGUGCUAUUUGCUGUUAAUUUUACUAAGUUAAACGUCCAGAUGAACAUGGGCAACGUAAUGGGAAACAUAGUCUGGCUCACGAAGGCAUUCCGGAGCGAUGGAAGGUUGAGCAUAGGUAGUACAGGUCACAAAAACAUGUACAUUGGAGUAGGGCUAGGAGGAUCGUCAUUAGACGCUAAAGGAGGUAUUGUUGGCGGUACGAUCGAACUGAGUAAGAUCGACACUUUCAUCCAUAUCCGAGAAGAUCCUGGUUGUGAACCGGAUCACAAAGUUGGCAUCAAGCUGCUUGCACUGGAGCUGAAGUUUGACUACAUGGGAACAAGCGUUUUGAUGACCAGAAUCAGUUCGCUAAGCGCCCAGCUUAGGGACGAAUGGAAAUUUUCGAAGGACCAUGACUUCAGCAACACCCUGCCUACCAAUUAUCCAGCUAUAAUUUUGAUCCACGGUGAUCUAUCGUGGGAUCAGUUACAAAUGAUGAUCUCCAAAUCUACAACUGCAGACAUUCUGAAGAUGUUCUACAAGUUGGAGGAAUUCUUCUCGCAACAAUUCAAAUCCUCCAAGAGAGUUUUUUCGAAUCUCGAACCCCGGCUCACCGUGAACAAUCGCUCCAGUGUUCGACGCAAGGAAUCCACUAAAAAGAACCUAACCGUCCCGCAGACGGCCGCUGAGCGUGAAUUGAGCCACCAUGAUGCUCGUCACCACCGCCACUGGCAGCGACCCCUCAAGCAAACCAAGGGCCUGUGGCUGUCCACGCUUGGAGUUCCUCUCUCCAACAUUGGAACCGUUCUCGGAGGCACCAUGGAACUCCACGGCAAAAACAUCUCCCUCGCUUGCUUCCAUGGGAUCAACUUCAAGUCUAAGUCCUGGGCCCUGUUUAGCUUGAAGGAACCGUGCAUCAACUUUGCCACCGAGGCGCAGCACGUGGAAAGCUCCGAAGAGGUGCAUGUCAUUCAAACGUUGACGUUCGGAUUGGGCAUGAACUCGCAGCAACCGUCACAGCAUCACUCAAAUGCAACCGUGGUACGAAUGACGAGAAAUGUGAUUUUUCCGCCGCAGUUCAAAACCCUGCACGAGUGGUUCCAUUACGCUUUUGCAAAUAGUGAAAUUGAUGCGGUUGAUCGUUUCCCGGUGCUGGAACGUGACAAGGAACACCACACGAAUUCCAUCGAGCGUGCUCGAGGUGGUGGAGGAACAUCGACCCAUCCCAAGCUUCAGGAUCCGAAUCACAAUCGGGAAGUGAUAUUCGCUCUGCCUAGUCUCCAGCUACACUUCAAGACUGAACAUUUGCAAGGAAUUAGUACUCCGGAAGCGUCUCAAGAGAAACCUCUGGUCGAAUGCAGUUUCAUCACCGAGUUUGAGGACCACAUUUUCGUAACAGUCGAUGCCGAUGCAUUUUUCUUCCUUCACGAUUUGAUCACAUCCUACUUGAAGGAGAAGGAGAAAGUGUUGGGAACAAUAACCAGUGCUCGAGCUGCAUCACCCAAUCCUCAUUCGGUAACUCCAUCCCCAUCGCCCACACCGGAAAGCCACGCAUCAUCACUCAAGCCGGUCAAAAGUGCUUGCCAGCUGGGAGGUUCCUCCAUGCAUGAUCUCUCGUCAUCCAGUGCAUCGGUUGCCAAUGGCAGUGCGGUCAAUCUGAACGAGCUUGGUGCUGCGGGUUCGAGCAAUCGGGCCACCUCAGAGGAAAAGCAACCCAAUGCGAAAAAUGUUCAUAUCAAAGUGGAUAAGGCUGACGGUGAACUGCCCAUCAGGACCGAUUGGCGGCAUUUCGAUUGUAAAACGUGGCAUCUGGAACCAACUGUUAGACUGUUAUCUUGGGCUGGUAAAUCCAUUGAACCGUACGGAAUCGAUUACAUUCUAAAUAAGCUGGGAUUCAGCCACGCGCGAACCACCAUACCGAAAUGGCUACAGCGCGGUGUGCUGGAUCCCUUGGAUAAGGUAGAGGCUAUGCUAAUGUUACAAUUAUUGCUCAUGGCGCGGGAAAACGACACGGAGGACAAGGAUCAAGAUAAGUAGGUUCCGGACGAGGUAAGACUUUAAAUCUAUUCUCAUAUACAAAACGAUAAUCAUAUAACAAAAGAAACAAUGCAAUUGAUGCGCCACCCCAAAUGGUAAUCAAUAUCUUCAACGUAGGGAAAUAAUUAUUCAGUGGUUAAACUUUCCUAGUCCAUGCUUUAUGCAGCAUCGCAAUAUUGUAGCGCAGAUGCGUAUAAUCUUAUACAGCUUUUUGUGUACUCAAAGUUAUCUUAGUGUAACCACAAACACGAUUAUUCUCCAUGUUCAAAUAAAGCAAUAGUCAUCAAUGCAUGA